UUCUUGCGGACAGCGGGCGUGGCGACGAGGAGCAGUACACAUAAUCAAGCAGUGUCAAAUCAACCAGAAACGCAUGUGUUCAAAGUGGGGAUUUGAACCGGAAAGAAGACGGUCCUUCAGAGCAGCGUGCCAGUGGCUCUAAUCAACAUUCACACACCGAUGUCAAACCGCAGCUGGAUUCCAGUCGACGCGCUAUAUUGUCUGCGUAUCGCACGCUGAGCUUCUAGUCAUCUCACGGGUCGCAUUUGGGAAAUCUAGGUAUUACCUGGAUGGUAUGCUAGAGUGAAUGACCAGAGGCAUGCUCCACCAUUAGUUACCUGAGGUCAACAGACAACUGGAGUGGUCUGAAUGGGGUUUUAUCUAUUAAUUGAUUACUAGGUGGCAUAUGGACCGCUCGUUAGAGUCAAUGGAGAAGUAGGAUUUAUGACGGAUUACGCAGCUGUAUUUUAACCUUACUUUUAUUGUCCUGACUUCAUUCGUAGCUUCGGCUACAUUGUGUGAAUCGAGAACUCUGUGUCCAGUAAGAAGUGGAAAUCCAGCAGUUGCAGUCCAUCAUAGGAGAGUGUUUUGGUACCUUCUUUUCAAUUGCGCAAGGUUCUCAGGUGUGCGCUCCUGUAUUCGUUGAGGAACCAUGGGUUGCACGUCGAGUGCCGAAGACAAGGCGGCUAUGGAGCGAUCUAAAAUGAUCGACAAGAACCUCCGAGAAGACGGAGAGAAGGCUGCGAGGGAGGUGAAACUGCUCUUGUUAGGAGCUGGAGAGUCGGGGAAGAGCACCAUCGUCAAGCAGAUGAAGAUUAUCCAUGAGGAUGGCUACUCGGAGGACGAGUGUAAGCAGUACAGAGCGGUUGUCUACAGCAACACCAUCCAGUCUGCCAUGGCCAUCAUCAAGGCCAUGGCCAACCUCAAGAUUGACUACGGAGAGGCCACCAGAUCGGACGAUGCACGGCAGCUCUUUGCCCUGUCGGCGGCGGCUGAGGAGCAGGGCAUUCUGCCAGAGGAGCUGGCCAACGUCAUCCGCCGGCUCUGGGCCGACGGCGGCGUGCAGAACUGCUUCACCCGCUCCCGAGAGUACCAGCUCAACGACUCGGCCGCAUAUUACCUGAAUGACCUUGAGCGGAUAGCCAAGUCGGACUACAUCCCGACCCAGCAGGACGUGCUGCGGACCAGAGUGAAGACCACGGGGAUCGUGGAGACUCACUUCACCUUCAAAGACCUGCACUUCAAGAUGUUUGAUGUGGGAGGCCAGCGUUCGGAGCGCAAGAAGUGGAUCCACUGCUUCGAGGGCGUGACGGCCAUCAUUUUCUGUGUGGCCUUGAGCGCCUACGACCUGGUGCUGGCGGAGGAUGAAGAGAUGAACCGCAUGCACGAGAGCAUGAAGCUCUUUGACUCCAUCUGCAACAACAAGUGGUUCACCGAGACCUCCAUCAUCCUCUUCCUGAACAAGAAGGACCUCUUCGAGGAGAAGAUCACCCUCAGCCCCCUCUCCAUCUGCUUCCCGGAGUACACAGGAGCAAACAAGUACGAUGAGGCGGCCAGCUACAUCCAGACCAAGUUUGAGGACCUGAACAAGAAGAAGGACACCAAGGAGAUCUACACCCACUUCACCUGUGCCACCGACACCAAGAAUGUCCAGUUCGUAUUCGACGCCGUCACCGACGUCAUCAUCAAGACCAACCUCAAAGACUGCGGCCUGUUCUAAAGACUGUGGCCUGUUCUACAAAUGGACGCCACGCAAAAUGGACAAUCGCGCACCCUCCCACCCACUCAGUCAUCCAGUCACCCCACACAAGCGCACACUGACCACUCUCACACUGACACACAUGCACACACAAAACCCAAUCUGUCCACCUGGUCAGGAUACAGUACAUACCCACAUCCUGUUGGCUUCCUAAAUCGGCCGCCGUUGUGCUACAUGCAGACACAGACUCUCGUUUCUUCAUCUUUAACCAGCCGAUGCCAUGGUGUCAUUGUAACAGCACUCAUCAUCCAUAGGCUGCACGAUAAUAACCCUGCCAGAGACAUUUGCAGGGAGCAUCCUGCCGACUGUGUCUGAUUUAAACCUUCGAUAGCACCAGUGGCGCAUUACUUAGCAGAGAAGUAGAAGAUCAGAGUCUGCUCAAGGAGAGCCCCUGUAUCACCAGGAAAACACGAUGAACUACUGAGACCAAGUAUUAUCAAUCGAAAUUAUAUCCACGUCCUCUUCCACUGGAGUUUUUUCCCCCCUUUCGUCAUGUUUAUCACUUGAUUUAUUUUUGUUCUGUGCAUUCAUUGGAUAUUUAAUUUCUAGGAGAUGAAUUACAGAUGAGAUGCAUUUGUCUUUAAAACAUUUUUUUAUGUCAGUAUUUCUUUUUAUUGCAAAACGUAUAUAAAUGGAAUAUAAAAAUGGGAAAAAAAUGAUCUUUUCUAUUGCAGCAUUUCUGUUUUCCUUAACUGAUGUGAAUUUUUUAUCUAGCUUAAUUGUGUAUAGUGCUUAUUUUGUAAUGCUAAACAGCAAACACGGGGAAAAAAAGACUGAUUGAAAAGUAUCAGAAAACAGCUUUUUAAAAAAAGACAAAUGUUUACAUUAAUUCCACACUCUUGGCUAAAGGACUAUAUUCUACUGCAUGUGUUAACCAUAGCCAGCUCUUAGCUUAUACAAGUAUCUCCAUCCCACCAAAAUGUUAUGUGUGACGCCUAGAGAAGAGCUAACCAAUCGCAUAGAUGACGUGUUCACAUACUGUACACACUGUUCAUUUUUGACCAAUAUUUAAAAUGUAUGUACCUAACAUGUCAAAUCCCUCUUAAUUGUUGCAUUCCAUGUUUUUUUUUUGCAGUGUCUGUGCCUUGAUUAUGUUGACUUGACACUUGUCUGUAGAGGCUGAAGUUGUCCAUGAUAUAAAAUAGGACCAGUGUUUUUAUCACUUUGUUGAGAGGGAAAAAGGCAGUUGGGCGGGAAAAAAAAGAGAGGAACCUGUUGAAGAGCCUAUACGAACAAAUUAAUGCAGUUGCUUAGCGUACAACUUGGACGCUUUUGUCAGAACGUGUUUUUAAAGAUGCACAAAGGAGAAAAUGCAAAUAAAGUUUUAGUCCUUAUAGCA
Engraulis encrasicolus (European anchovy) is the source of this 3077-nucleotide messenger RNA. RefSeq names its product guanine nucleotide binding protein (G protein), alpha inhibiting activity polypeptide 2b (gene gnai2b). Lineage: Eukaryota; Metazoa; Chordata; Actinopteri; Clupeiformes; Engraulidae. The record is from RefSeq and is a predicted model, not a curated record. Bases 632 to 1699 code for a protein of 355 amino acids. Gene Ontology annotation, molecular function: G-protein beta/gamma-subunit complex binding; GTP binding; GTPase activity. The transcript has 8 exons. Gene Ontology annotation, biological process: gamma-aminobutyric acid signaling pathway; G protein-coupled adenosine receptor signaling pathway; adenylate cyclase-inhibiting G protein-coupled receptor signaling pathway. Gene Ontology annotation, cellular component: heterotrimeric G-protein complex.